This is a messenger RNA of Ceratosolen solmsi marchali, 860 nucleotides long. RefSeq names its product dehydrogenase/reductase SDR family member 11. Lineage: Eukaryota; Metazoa; Arthropoda; Insecta; Hymenoptera; Agaonidae. The transcript is spliced from 4 exons. The record is from RefSeq and is a predicted model, not a curated record. Bases 17 to 781 code for a protein of 254 amino acids.
CAACGCGGCAGUCGAAAUGGAACGCUGGAAGGGACAUGUCGCGGUAGUGACAGGCGCCUCUGCGGGCAUCGGGGCUUGCAUUGCCGAAAAUCUCCUACAGGCGGGUAUGAAGGUCGUGGGCCUCGCGAGGAGACUCAGCCUCCUCGAGGACAUAUCCAAACACGCCAACAAGCGCUAUCCGGAUUGCUAUUACCCGAUAGCCUGCGAUCUCACCAACGAGGACGACAUUAUCGCGGCGUUCGCCUACGUCGAGAAGAAAUUUUCCACCGUGCACGUACUUGUUAAUUCCGCGGGAGUAGUCGUCAAUGAGAAUAUCAUUGACGGCAGCACGGAGAACAUCCGGAAGAUUUUGGAUGUGAACUUCCUCGCGUUAACGAUAUGUGUGAAGGAGGCCAGCCGCUUGAUGCUAAAGCACGAGGUUCGCGGACACAUCAUUAAUAUCAACAGUAUCGCAGGACACGAGGCGACAAAGAUUCUCCUGCCGUUGAGUGCCUACUGCGCGAGCAAAUACGCGGUCACCGGCAUAACCGAAUCAUUGCGCAACGAAUUUUCCACCCUCAAAUGCGGCAUCAAGAUCUCGAGUAUCAGCCCGGGAGCUGUGAGAACUGACAUGUUACAGAGCAUUGGCUUAACCGAUGAUCUCUUCGACAAAUCAAUGAUCCUUGAUGUCCAGGACGUAGCCGACGCCGUUCUGUUUGCCCUCGGCACAGCACCGCACGUGCAGAUAAACGAGCUGAAGAUCACACCCUUGGAUGAGAUGAUACAGAAAUCCAUUGCAUGAAUCAAGCCUCGAAUGUGUGUGGGCGACCAAGUAGUAAAUGUGUAUGAAUUCUAAUAAAAAUUAUAGGUUGGAGGGGUUA